Anopheles coustani is the source of this 632-nucleotide messenger RNA. RefSeq names its product large ribosomal subunit protein uL18m (gene mRpL18). Gene Ontology annotation, biological process: translation. Lineage: Eukaryota; Metazoa; Arthropoda; Insecta; Diptera; Culicidae. Gene Ontology annotation, cellular component: ribosome; mitochondrion. The transcript is spliced from 2 exons. The coding region runs from base 44 to 562 and encodes 172 amino acids. The record is from RefSeq and is a predicted model, not a curated record. Gene Ontology annotation, molecular function: 5S rRNA binding; structural constituent of ribosome.
CACAAUAAGUAUAUCACAUCGACCAACCAGCGACACGCGAACGAUGGCGGCUAGUGCGAAGAGAAUUCUUUCUAAAAUUCGACAAACAAAUCAAGCAUCCAAUGGUGAGCUAUGUAUGGUAAAUAGGAACCCACGGAAUUUGGAGCGGUUGAGACUGGCGUAUAAAACAGAUGGCUAUCAUUUAGAGAAACCAGUACGGAACUUUUGGCACAGGCUGGAGAUUACUGCUACUAAUAAAUACGUAACAGCGAAGGUGGUUCACUUUCAAAACGGACCAGUUAUUGAAUGUAGCACGACGGAAUGGGCACUGAAGCGGCAUUUAUAUAAGGGCAAUGAUUUUUCGGCUUACACCAAUCUGGCAAAAGUGUUUGCAGCACGUUGUUUGGAUGCCGGAUUGACGGAAAUGUGGAGUGAUCUGAAACCAAGUGCCGGAGGAAAGGUAGAAUCAUUCUUGCGGACAGUUGAAGAAUGCGGGGUUAAACUCCAAGAGCCAGAACGAAUUCGUCCAUCGUACAGCUGGGACAUGCACCGCCCGGAAAAGCCAUGGGAGAUUACGGAAUAAACUUUCAACAACAAUGAUUAGAUUUUUAGUGAGCUACAUUUUAUUUCGAAUAAAUUGUAACUGCAACAGG